AUUUUCCCUCGUAAUCUUCGAAUUAUUUCGGAAUACUUCGUUCUCUUGCCGAAGUAAAUUAUUAACAUAACCUCAAAUUAUAAGAAAAAUAAAAACAUUCUGCGGUGGAUUUUCUUUUUGUGCUUUUCUCGCGUUUUUCCUGCAUUUUCAUCACAUUUUCUGCACAGAGAGAAAGAGCAAGAUGUCAGCAGAACCGGCUGAUUGCAACUUGUUGGUGAUUGUUCUGGACACAAAUCCCUGCCAGAGAAUAAUCCGGAUGAACACACAGCACAUGACACAGUGCUUGGACUCUGUGAUUGCCUUUGGGAAUGCUCAUCUAAUGCAGAGGGCUCAGAAUAAACUGGCAGUGCUGGCGUGUCAUCAGCACAAAACAGAAUUCCUCUAUCCGAGUCCUGGGAAGCCUAUGGAGGUACGACAGAUCGAUGGGCAGUAUGAACUCUUCACGCUGGUGGAGAAAACUAUCAAAAGCAAACUGACGGACUUGAUAACAAACGCUCCCCGGAUGCAUGGGCACACAGAAUCUCUCCUGGCGGGAACAAUGACCAUGGCUUUGUGCUACAUUGCAAGAAUUCACCGGAUUCGUGCUCCAGGAACGAGGAUCUCGUCCAGGAUUCUUGUGGUGACGGGAAGCAAUGAAUGUGCUUCCCAGUACAUGACCUACAUGAAUGUCUUCUUCACGGCUCAAAAGCAGAACGUCGUCAUCGAUGUUUGUGCCCUGGACAAGCCACUGAGCCUCCUGCAGCAGGGCUGUGACAUCACAGGUGGGCAGUAUCUCAAAAUACCCCAGCUUGAGGGGCUUCUGCAGUACCUCCUCUGGGUAUUCCUGCCAGAUCCACAGAACACCCGGAUGAAGCUUGUUCUCCCGCCCCCAGUCAAAGUGGACUACCGUGCUGCCUGCUUCUGCCACCGGGAACUCAUUGACAUUGGCUACGUAUGCUCUGUGUGCCUGUCCAUUUUCUGCAAAUACAGCCCAAUUUGCACAACUUGCCACACGGUUUUCAAAACUCCUGCGCCGAUUGCAGCAAAACCCAAAAAGAAGAAAAUGCGCGCGUAAAAUGCUUGAAAAUUGUAAUUUUUAUAAGUAAAUUUUUCUAGGUGAAAAUGUCGUUUUUUAAUUAAAAAAAAAACACCAUACAAAAGU
Molecule: messenger RNA, 1141 nt
Organism: Lutzomyia longipalpis
Lineage: Eukaryota; Metazoa; Arthropoda; Insecta; Diptera; Psychodidae
Gene: Tfb4
Product: general transcription factor IIH subunit 3
Exons: 5
Coding region: 182-1054 (290 amino acids)
Biological process (GO): nucleotide-excision repair; regulation of DNA-templated transcription
Cellular component (GO): transcription factor TFIIH holo complex; transcription factor TFIIH core complex
Source: RefSeq, a predicted model, not a curated record